Molecule: messenger RNA, 753 nt
Organism: Caenorhabditis auriculariae
Lineage: Eukaryota; Metazoa; Nematoda; Chromadorea; Rhabditida; Rhabditidae
Source: the annotation of a GenBank genome assembly
AUGCAAAGAGCUAACGUGGAGAUGUUGGAGAAGACUCUGUUCACCACUUCCAAAUCGGAUGAAGCGCUGCAUCCGUGUGUUGUGGUUCUCGAUUCAAAAACACGCUGUGUCGUUUUUUUCACGGCCCUCAUUCAUCAUUGAAGCUCAAUGAGACACUUUCUGUGUACUCUGUCUAUGAUUCAACAUUACACUAUCAGGUUUGCUUUUUUUCCAAUUAUUUGAAUUAUUUUAAAAUUGAUUUUCAGACUUUUGGUUCACGCUACCUCAGUAGCGUAUGACUUAGUUGUGCUCAAGAUUCAAGAUGGCGGGGAGUUCCCGUUCUAUCCCAAAGGAUUCGAAUCUCUGUACCGCGGUCAGCACUAUUUGCAGCUGGGCAUCAGCCCGAAUAGGAUCCCAACCUGGAAAGACGGAGUCGUCUCUGACAGAUUCGGUAUGUCUAAAUUCUUAAAUUUAUUGUUAAUUAUUUGGUUUAGGUGGAUACUAUGUCGGAACGUCUUGUGGACAAUCGGGCGAUUCCGGCAGUGGAAUUUUCAAUUCUUCCGGAUAUUUUCUAGGAAUGUCGGUUGGAAAGAAGGUGUUCGUCUUCAACGAUUCUUCCAACAUGCCACUAGCAGAAGUAGCGAACCACCGCCCAGAUAGUAAAAUAAUCAGCUCCGAUGUGAUUCUGGGAAUCGCUGGAAUUGGUGGACCAGGGGUAAGUGGAUUCAUUGGAAAAUUGGUUUAAUCGUUUUGUUUCAGUUGGAGCCGGUGUAG